Messenger RNA from Penicillium paradoxum, 1020 nucleotides. RefSeq names its product Hydroxymethylbilane synthase. NCBI's taxonomy places the organism in Eukaryota, Fungi, Ascomycota, Eurotiomycetes, Eurotiales, Aspergillaceae. Gene Ontology annotation, biological process: heme biosynthetic process. The record is from RefSeq and is a predicted model, not a curated record. Gene Ontology annotation, molecular function: hydroxymethylbilane synthase activity. The coding region runs from base 1 to 1020 and encodes 339 amino acids. The transcript has 2 exons. Gene Ontology annotation, cellular component: cytoplasm.
AUGGCUACCCCCGCCCCCGCUCAAAGGACCUUCACCAUCGGCACCCGCAAAUCUAAAUUGGCUCUGCUCCAGACAGACCUAGUUCUUGCGGCACUGAAGAAGGCAUUCCCCCAAUAUGAAUAUAAGGUUUUCUCCAAGGAGACCGCUGGUGACCUGAACACCACCAUCGCGCUGCGGGACUUCACCACCAAGAAUCUCUGGACCGAAGAAUUGGAGGAGUUAAUGAUCGGCGGGCAGGUUGAUCUUAUCGUGCACUCGCUGAAAGAUGUCCCCACUACUCUCCCCUCUUCCUGCAAGCUUGGCCCAAGCAUGCCCCGCGAAGACAGCAGGGAUGUCCUCGUGGUGAAACAAGGCCUGCCGUACAAGAGUCUGUCUGAGAUCCCCGCCGGAUCCGUGGUCGGAACCUCAUCCAUCCGCCGCACAGCCCAAUUGGCCCGGAAAUACCCUCACCUUAAGGUCCAGGAUGUCCGCGGCAACAUCGGCACCCGACUGUCAAAGCUGGAUGCUGAAGAUAGCCCUUACACUUGUGUCAUUCUGGCGGCUGCCGGUCUGCUGCGUCUUGAUUUGGCGGAUCGUAUCACCCAAUACCUGGAUUCCAAGAACAGUGGCAUGCUCUAUGCUGUCGGACAGGGUGCCCUUGGUAUCGAAAUCCGCAAGGAAGACACAACUUUGCAGAAAAUGUUGGACACGAUUGGUCAUCAGGAUACCACCUUCUCGGUGUUGGCUGAGCGAAGUCUCUUGCGGACUCUUGAGGGAGGUUGCAGUGCCCCACUCGGAGUUGAAACCGAAUGGGUUCAAACUGCGGAGGGAUCUAAGCAGUUGCGGAUGCGGUCGGUUGUUGUCAGUGUUGAUGGCAAGGAAUGCGCUCAGGUACAGUUGAAUGGCGAUGUCAACUCUGCUGAAAGUGCCGAGGCCUUUGGCAUCACUGUGGCCAAGGCUCUGGUUGCCGAUGGCGCCGGCGCAAUCCUCGAAGCUAUCCAGCAGAACAAGGCCAAGGAGAGCGUCUCUACUGCUGUCUAA